Molecule: messenger RNA, 858 nt
Organism: Lathyrus oleraceus (garden pea)
Lineage: Eukaryota; Viridiplantae; Streptophyta; Magnoliopsida; Fabales; Fabaceae
Exons: 3
Coding region: 1-858 (285 amino acids)
Source: RefSeq, a predicted model, not a curated record
AUGAAACUUGAGGAGGAUCAAGAUAACUAUCAUGAAAAUGACAAGAAUGAAAGUCCAACCAUAAAGGAUGAUCAUCAAAUUAAUAAUCUUCUUGGAGUUCAAGUUUAUGUUGAUGAUAUCAUCUUUGGUUCCACUAAUAUGCAAUUAGUCAAGAAGUUUUCUAAGCUAAUGAAGGGUGAUUUUGAGAUAAGUCUCUUGGGGGAGUUGAAUUACUUAACUGGUCUUCAAAUCAAGCAACUCAACAAAGGGACAUUCAUGUGUCAAACAAAAUAUUGCAACGAAUUACUAAAGAGAUUUGGUAUGGAAGAUGCAAAAUCAAUUGACACUUUAAUAUCCACAAAUGGAAACUUGAAAAAGGAUGAAAAUGGUAAGGAUGUUGAUGUUAAUAAGUAUAGAGGUAUGAUUAGUUCUCGUCUAUAUCUUACUGUAUCUAGGUCAGACAUUAUAUUUAGCGUGCAUAUGUGCUCUCGUUAUCAAUCGGCUUCUAAGGAAUCGCAUUUAAAAUCCGUAAAGUGCAUUCUAAGAUACCUUCAUGGUACAUCUAAGUAUGGGCUUUGGUAUUCCAAGGGAAGCGAUUGUAAUUUGGUUUGUUAUAUCGAUUCCGAUUUUUCUGGUUGCAAAUCAAAUAUGAAAAAAGCUAAUAGUUAUUGUGCUCAAAUUUUAUGGCUCAAACAACAACUAAUUGAUUUUGAUAUUAAACUACAAUGUAUUCCUACUAUGUGCGAUAACACCAGUGCUAUUAAUCUAACAAAAAAUACGGUGUUACACUCUCUCACUAAACAUAUUGAGAUACGUCACCACUUUCUACAUGAUCAUGUUGAAAAAGGAGACGUCGUAUUUGAGCAUGUUGAUAGCUAA